AUCGAAUAACGAAUAAUGGAUUGCCAAAAGUGUAAGAAAGUUUUGUCAAAAAAAGGGUCACAUUUCCAAUGUCAGGGACAGUGUAAGGGUACGUUUCAUAGAAGUUGUGUAAAGGGUCUAGCAGCUGAUUUAAAAGCUGGGAUAAGCCGUAUCUACUGCAACAACUGUACUGAUGAGGAUGACUCAGUAAACGAUGAUCAAGAAGAUGACGCCCGAUAUCAUGACAAGAUACUAAAAGAUAUCCAGAAAAACGUAAAUAUUAUUCCUUGCCUAAUAAAACAGUUGGAAUGUAUAAAAAAUAGCAUGUGUUUACUUUCUGAAAAAUAUGACACGUUGUUAGCUGAGCACGAAAAAUCAAAGGACAAAAUACGCAAACUUGAAAAGACAGUGGAAAACAUAAACAAUAAGUGCGUUUAUGUGGAAAAGUGCAAUACUGCAUUAGAACAAAAGCUACAUGACUAUGAGCAAUUAACUCGCAAGCAGAAUAUCGAAAUUGUAGGUCUUGAAGCAAUGCCAGACGAAAAUGUUACAGAAAUUGUUAGUAAGCUAGGGAAGAUGAUCAAUGUCAGUGAUGAUAAUAUUGAAUGGGUGAGACGGAAUCAACCACGAAAACAAGGUAUUAGUUCUGCAUCCAUAAUAGUCGGGUUUAAAGCAUCGGGAACCAAAUCACGCGACGCGUGGCUAGCAGAAAGACACAAGCUAAGUGAUAUAACAAGCGACAAGAUAACUGGCGGCAUAAAAAAGAGUAAAGUCUACAUCAAUGAGGACCUCACUAAAUCAACCCGGACUUUAUUAUGGUUUACUAAGAAGGUGCUACGGCACCACUACAAAUAUAUUUGGGUGUCUAAUGGGAAGAUUUUGGUUAAGAAGAUGGAUGGCAAUAAAACAUCCUGGGUGAGAUCUGAAAAAGAUAUAUUUGAUCUUCUCAAAAAGAAAGAUUAG
Papilio machaon (common yellow swallowtail) is the source of this 942-nucleotide messenger RNA. RefSeq lists its product as uncharacterized. The record is from RefSeq and is a predicted model, not a curated record. NCBI's taxonomy places the organism in Eukaryota, Metazoa, Arthropoda, Insecta, Lepidoptera, Papilionidae. The transcript is spliced from 2 exons. Bases 16 to 942 code for a protein of 308 amino acids.